CACCUGGCUGCGCGCUGCUGGUGUGGGCAUGUCUACACGCACGCUGCAACCCGCUCUGCAGGUUAGCUCGGUGAUCCACUCCUCCUGUAGUCAGAAGUCGACUGUGCUCAUGCUGUUAUUCUCCUGCACGCACUUUCUGCGACAGGACUUCUCUCACCAUGAGUAAGUCCGGCACCCUGAAAGUGAAGAACUUGUUCAAACUCAAAUCCCCGGAUAAGGAAAGUAAGGAGCCCAAACGGUCAAACUCGGCCAAGAAGGAUGGAGAAGCGAGCAGCGAGAGACUCAAGUCUGAGACUUUACCUGCGAGCCCCAGACCACUCAGCGCGGAGGACACCCUCACUCUGCCCGGGGAUGUGUUGGCCCCGAAAGAGAAGAAGCCAAAGAAGCUGCUGUCCUUCAGGCUGAAACGGAAGAAAUCCAAACGGAAAGUCGGAGAAGGAGGAGAGAUGUUCUUCCCUGAGACGGAUGAACUGGACAGCUUCCACAGCCUCAGGAGCUAUGACCAGAUGAGCAUUUCCACAGAGUGCAGUUUCCGGACGGAGUCAGACUGGGACCCUCUCUCUGAGUCCACUUCCAUGAUCAGCUUCGACAUGAGUCAGCUGCAGGGCCCCGUUUCUCCCUCCAAAGACUUUAAGAAUUUGGAGGGGAAGAAGGGAAUGUUUAAUGGCUUCAAAAACUUUUUCACCUCCAGAAGAAAGAAGAGCAGCAGCAGCAGGCGGCAUUCAGGCGAUACAAGCACCCCGACGUCCCCAUUGUCCCCGAGUUCACCUCUGUCUGAGCAGGAGGCCGGACUGCAGACUCCAACUCCCUCUCGAAAAGACGGCGACCUAACUGGACCUCAUUAUUCAGAUCCCACGAAAGCAGCAGAGCAUGGCGACACUCUGAGCCAAAGCUCCAGUCCCAGCAUUUCUUCUCUGCGGACGUGUCACCCGUUUGCAGACAGUAACAGCAGCGGCAGGAGCAGCGUAAGAGAGUUUCGUGCAUGCGGGGUCAGCACUGGCAGCGACGAAAGGAAUUCUGGGAAUGUAACUCCCACCAACCUGGACUUCUCUGCUACCACUACAGGCUCAGAAAAGAGCUUUACAGAGUUAGUGGUGGAGGAGGUGAGCAAGAGGCUGCGGGUCAGUUUGGAGGGAGACGUCCUGAGGAGUUUGGAGGAGAAUGCAGCUGACGGAAACACAAUGUCGAAAGUGAAAACCUCUCUUUCAAAGCCAGCUGAAGCUCCCAAAUCACCAAACUUAACCUCCAUAAGUUUGGCAUCAAGGAAGUCAUCAGUGACAGUGGGAGAAAAGGGGCACAGCACUACUUUAAGAGGAAUCACUUUAGGCUCUCAGUCGUCCGCCACACAUCUCAUCACCACUCAACAACAGGAAGAAAAAGACUCUGCAGACAAAGCAAAAGGAAAAUCAGAAGACAAGAGGAGAGGUCGGGUGUUCUCUUUGAACACUGCAGACGAAGUAUUCAGCACUCUACCUGAGCAAACGCCCCGAAGUCAUUCUCCUGCCCAACUUCACAAAGCAGUAUGGGUGGAAACACACCUGGGACCGGAGGAGGAAGAGGCAAGGGAGGGGGAGGAAGAGAGGGAUAUAGUGAAAGAAGAGGAGGAGGGCUUCAGAGUAGACUCGCCUCCCGUGCUGGCUAUACCUGUCACGGUCAUUCCUGAGGAAGAUUUUGUUACUCAGGACGCUGCUGACGGCUUCUCUACCCCCUCAGAGACUCAACCUACUUCUGGUAGCUUGCCAGAGUCAGACAUCGCCUUGGCGGUGACUUCAGAGGAGUUACAAACAAAGUUGGAGCAGACAGAGGAGCCCGACACUGGCACGCAUCCAAAACAAAGUUCACCUCAGGAGAGACACAAAUUAAGAGACAUACGUGUGACGCGCAAGACGGUGAACCUGCCCUCCAAACAUAAAGUCUUUGCCCAGAAGGUGUACAUCAGCCCGGAGUCAAGUUUGGAUGAGAAUGAAGAGGCAGAAGAGGACAGCAGCAGAGAUUCAACUUCAAAGACUUCGGACACAACAGAAGUGAAACCGUCUGAACCGCCAAGCCUCCAAAACAACAAUGUGGACCUUCAGGAAGCCGACCUGGGACCGCGUCCAACAACAGACGAGACAGCUCCCCCUGACGGAACUACUCCUGAAUCCAUAGUUAAAGAAAUAACAAACUCUGAGGCCUCUGAAUUGGAUGAUAUCUCUUCAACCUCAGACAUGUACAGAACAAAGUUACAGAUGGAGGGGUCUGUGGUAGGAGGUAGAGCGACUGACCAGGCUUCACCCUCGAGACGAGGGGUUAAAGCAGCAGCCGAGAGCCAGCAUACCACAGCAAGUGGAGCAAAGACCCCAUCCACAGCGGCCGGUAGCAGGGCCAAAAAUGUGACAACAAAGGCGAAGGCCUCCACGGAGAGCACAAGAGUGGGGACUUUCAGUGAUAUGUUACCUCAGAGGGAGCAGGGCAGUGAUAAAACUGUUUCUUUGUCACCAACAUUAAAAGAACAAAGCAGCGGUAUUCCCUUGAGUGCAGCAAGUUCAAGGUCUAAAAUCCCCAAGAGGUCAACAUCAGAGGCCGAUGUGAAAUCACCAACAACACCAGAUAAAACAUCAGGGACUGAAGUCACAUCCAAACUGCAGAAAAUACCCAGAAGCAAAGAAGCUCUGAGGUCUCCGGUUACUCAAACCAGAGCUGGAAGGAUACCAAGCUUUGAAGAGGGCAAGGCAGGGAAGGCUUUGUCAGGAGACGUUUCUCCUACGAAGACAAAGAUAGGAAUAAAGCAUCUAAAGGAAAAGCCAGACGAGGACAGUGACUCAACAAACCUGGUGAACGGCAUCGAGAGAGACCGCGAGGAGAGUAAGAUUAAAAUAGCGUCCCCGACUGAAAAGGAGAGCCCAGACGUCAAGAAGCGAGGGCAAAGCCACGUCGAGGGGAACGCCUCGCCUAAAACUCGGUUACCAAUUUCAUCUCCAGCAAGAAAGAGGAAUAUGAACAUCACUCUUUCAAGUGAAACUACCAAUAAGAAGAUUAUAGACUCAGACAGACAGAAGAAGAGUCCAGAGCAUCAAGACGGGACUCAUGAUGAGAGACCGGGGAGUGAAACGCCACCUCCGCUCCCUGAGAGUCCCAAGAGAGGAAGCAUGCUGUCUCCGAGAUCAACCAAACGCUUCUCCAAAAGCAGCAUCAGCCGUGAAGACAGUCAUUCACCAACACUGCGAGCCUCUCCGACUCCAGCAAGGCAAGAGAGAGCCGUCUCAUCGAGGCUCGCCAAACCCCCCAAAAGUCCAGGUAAAGAUUCAUCUGAGCCCUCAUCGCCUGUUAGCAAGCUCCCAACAAGAGGACAGAAGAGCUCCAACAAAGUCAGGACCAGAAGGCUGUCUUCAGGUGAGAGCUCUGCGACCACACCCACGUCCAAACAGAACGGCAAUACAGAGGAGGACGUCUCAGCUGAUCAACUGAAGGACAACUCAAGUGUGUCCACGGAGGACGAGGAGCACACCACAAAACCCAGAGGCAGUCCGUCCAGAAGCAGAGACAUCAGACUGAGAGGUAGAGAGGGGAAGGACUUAAAGGAGGGCAAGAGGAGUCCUUCAUCUAAAGACAUUUCAAAAAGUCGACCCGUGCAAAACAAUGCAGAGAAAUCUCCAGCAGAGGUCACAGACUCGGGAGAUAAAGAAUCCUCUGGAAGUGAAGCUGUCAAAACAAGUCCAUCUGAAUCACCUGUUGCUGGUGUUAAUAAUGCAGACAGCCUGGACGGACAGACUGAGACCAAACUACAGGUAAAGGUUCAGUCUCCAUCCAAAAUAUCAACUCACAUUAAAAGCAGCAAAACCAAAGAAGAAGAAGAGAACACAGAUUCUUCAAAAAAGACGUGCACAGCAGACGUAAAAGAAAAAGACGCUAAAGAGACAAAACAGCUGAUUGGUAACAAAACACCAGAAACAAUCCAGGUGAGAGGAAUCGCAGAGCCAAACUCUGCAGAGCCGGAUCAGGAAACAAUGCAGGCUCAGAAGGAUGUAAGUGAUACGCCUGCCACGCCUGCAGGGGAUGACAGCAUCCGCGAUGACAUAAUGACCAGCUCUGAUCAGGCAGGUGUGGAGCCUGGUAGUGUUUCUCUUGAAAAAACAAGUAAGGUCACUCCUAGCAGAUUAAAAACCGAAGGAAGUCCGGACUCUAAAGACCAAGACGCUGAGCUAAAAGUCGCACUUUCAACCUCUGCUGUUGCUGUUUCGAUUGAUUCUAAUCUACCAAGUAAAGAACAGCAGAAAGAGUUACAGAGUGACACCAAAGCUCUCAAAAAAGGUCUCACACACAGUGAAAAAUCUGCAGAAGAAUUCAAGGUAGAGAAGAAAGCUAAAGAGGAGGCUGGAAGGAAAGCAGUCGAGGGUUUGGACAGUCAAACAGAGACUGUGGCUGUUUGUGAGCUUCCAAAGAAUGUCGAAAAUCAGCCGGACAAAGAGCCUCUUUUACCAUCAGGAGAGGCUGAAAAACAGGAGAAAGACUCCAAACUAAACGAGGGGCUGAAUGAGGCAUCAGUGGAAAGCAGUGAGUCACAGAACAGUGGCAAGAAAGAGCUCCAGGCUAUAACCAUCAGGAAUAAAGACGUUAUAAAACCAGUGAAACCAACACAGCCGUCAUCAGAGGAGAAAUGUUUACAGCCUGAAUCAGAGGACGAACCAGAGUCAGCAGCUACAGACACGCUGAAAGAGAAGAAGACAGGGGCAGAGGAAGGAGGAAGUGCGCUGUUACAAAAGGAAGCCAGUGUGGUCGAAACAAAACAAGAAUGUGCAGUCCUCUUAAAAAAGAAUGCAGAGGCUGGAAACAAGGGGACAGAGCCGCAGAUUAAAGUAUUAACAGAAGCCAAAGCAACUCUUACUAAAGAAGAGGAGGUGAAAACGAGUGGAUCAAAUCAGGACAAACACGCUGACGCUGUGAAGGAGAGUCAAACUCCUGGACUGAAAGACGUGGGCACAAAAACUGAGAGUGAAACAAAGGAGUCAUCGCUGAAGAGUGUGGGGAACAAGGCUGCAGGAGCUACUGCUAACGUUGGAGUGAGCAUUCAACAAGAUAGGAAGAAGUCUGUGGAUAUUAAAGACCAACAUGAGGACUUAAAACCAGAGAAGAUUAAAUCUAAAGCUGUACAGAAACCUGAGAUGGAGACGGCGUCAGAAAGUGGAGCACCAAAAAAGUCUCUAAAAGCAGAAGCAGAGGCAGCAAGCAGUGAAACCAAGAGGACUGAUGGCGCCAAGGAAGAAGCUGAAACGAAGGAGUCAGCGCAGAAGAGUGUGGCGAACAAGGCUGCAGGAGCUACUGCUAACGGUGAAGUAAGCAUUCAACAAGAUAAGAAGUCUGUAGAUGUUAAAGCUGAACAGAAACCAGAGACAGAGAAGACAUCAGAUAGUGGAGCUCCACAAAAGUCUCUCAAAGCAGAAGCAGAGGCAGCAAGCAGUGAAACCAAGAGGACUGAUGGCGCCAAGGAAGAAGCUGAAACGAAGGAGUCAGCGCAGAAGAGUGUGGCGAACAAGGCUGCAGGAGCUACUGCUAACGGUGAAGUAAGCAUUCAACAAGAUAAGAAGUCUGUAGAUGUUAAAGCUGAACAGAAACCAGAGACAGAGAAGACAUCAGAUAGUGGAGCUCCACAAAAGUCUCUCAAAGCAGAAGCAGAGGCAGCAAGCAGUGAAACCAAGAGGACUGAUGGCGCAGAAGAAGAAGCUGAAACAAAGGAGUCAUCGCUGAAGAGUGUGGCGAACAAGGCUGCAGGAGCUACCACAAAUGGUGAAGUUAACAUUCAGCAAGAUAAGAAGUCUGUAGAUGUUAAAGCUGAACAGAAACCAGAGACAGAGAAGACAUCCGAUAGUGGAGCUCCACAAAAGUCUCUCAAAGCAGAGGCAGGGAGCAGUGAAACCACGAGGACCGAUGAUGCCAAAGAAGAAGCUGAAACAAAGGAGUCAUCAGGGAAGAGUAAGAGUGAAGUUAGCAAACAAGAAAACCAUGAGUCCAAAACUACUGGAGACAAAGAAGGGGAUACAACCAAACCAGCUAAAUCCAAGAGCCCAACAGUUAACGAUGAACAGAAACCAGAGGCAGAGAACAUGUCAGAUAGUGGAGCUCCACAAAUUGAUAAAACUCUUAAAGCAGAGGCAGCGGGCAGUGAAACCAAGAGGACUGAUGGUGCUAAAGAAGGAGCUGAAACAAAGGAGUCAAACCUUGAGUCCAAAACUACUGGAGACAAAGAACGGGAUACAACCAAACCAGCUAAAUCCAAGAGCCCAAAAGUUAAAGAUGAACAGAAACCUGAGGCAGAGAAGACGUCAGAAAGUGGAGCUCCACAAAUUGAUAAAACUCUUAAAGCAGAGGCAGCGAGCAGUGAAACCAAGAGGACUGAUGGUGCUAAAGAAAGAGUUGAAACAAAGGAGUCAAACCUUGAGUCCAAAAGUACUGGAGACAAAGAAGAGGAUACAACCAAACCAGCUAAAUCCAAGAGCCCAAAAGUUAACGAUGAACAGAAACCACAGACAGAAAAAGUUCAGUCCGAGACAACAGAGAGCCAAGUUCCACAAGUGGACACAGCUCAAGCAGUUAACAGUAAAACCCAGACUUCUAAAGCCGAGGAUGAAACGAAGUUACAAGGAAAAAAAUCCCUCAAAGAGGAGGUCACUUCAAAACCAGAGAAGAACAGAUCUACAAAGUUAAACAGUCCGAAUGUGAACAGGAAGCAGCCUGAGACAAGAAAAACUCCAGAGAAGAAACCAGAGAGCAAAGUUUUACAAAAAGAAACAACACAAGAAACCAAGACUCAAGUCACUCCUGCUAAAGGGGACGUCAGCAUCCAGCCGGACCAGAAAACUGUUAAAGUCCAAGAAAAGGAGCAAGCUACAGACAAGUCAACAAAAUCCAAACUCCCAAGAAGUAAAGCAGAGCAGAAACCAGAGUUGGAAGCAACUCAGAAGAAGACGACAGAAAGCAAAGCUCCACACGUGGAUUCAACUCAAAAACUAAAGACUGUCAGCGAUGAAACCAAAGGAGAUACUAAAGAGAAGACUCAAACUAAGGAUGCAUCACCAAAGAGUUUGAAGAAGAAGACUGUAGUUACAAAAGCUGACAGUAAAGUCAGCAUCAAGCAGGAUCAGAAAACAAAAGAUCAAGAUGAUGACAAGAAGAAAGAAGAAGUGAAAUCACCUGUAGUGAAGGAGGAGAAAGCAGCACCUGAGACUGAUGAGAAACAGGAACACAAAGACACUAAAGAGGUCGUUACAGGUGAAAAUAAAGUGACCAAACAGGAAGAUUUGAAACAGGCUUCGAAGAAAGAUCUCAAACAGGAGGCUGCAACCAUCGUUGUCAAAGAUGCAUCGAGUAAAAAGGUUGCUGAGCAAAAAGAGAAGCAAGAAAAAGUUGGUAAAAGUUCAGAUGCUCAGAAGCCGGAUGAAGACACUAAAGAGAGACCCAAAGUUCAGAAGCAGGAGCUUCAGACGAAACAACAAGAGAAACCUGUAAACCUCAGCGACCCGAUAAAGCCUGCGAGACCGGCAGUCAGCGGCAGUUUGACUCGGUCUGCGACAGUGAAGCCAACUUCUCCGACUCAGCUGAAGACUGAAUCUCCAUCCAGCUGGUUGGACGUGGAACACAACCAGAAACAGAAAAAAGAGCAGAGGAGGAGACUGGAGUCUUCAGCCAGUGAGGAUGAAUCUCUGGAGCCUGACGACAUCGACGAUUUCAUCAGGAGCAUCAAGGAGGGCAGCGUUCCUUUCUCGAUACCUCCGAGGAGGCGCAUACGGAGACAUUCGCCGUCUCCGCCUUUCGCGAUGCCGGCCAUCAGGGAGGAUCAUUUUGAGAAGGCGUUCGAUCCAGAGGAGUUCCAGUUCGGUCUGGGAUCAAGCGGUAGAAAUUUAAGGGACUCUUCUCCCGCUAUGGUGAUCAAACAGAAAGCAGCGCAAAGAAAAGGACGCUCCCUGGACAGGCUGUCACAGGCCGCCGAGGAGCUCGCAUCGAUUGAUCAAAUGGAAACACUUGAUGAAGUGGAGGGGAAAGAUGAAGUCAAAGAUUUGGAACAAGAGGAGAAACAAAACAAUGGAGAAGAGCCGUGGAGGCCGAAGUCACGCCUUGAGAGGAUGUCCAUCCUCUCCGGCCUUCUGAGCUCCCCUCGGUCCUCCAGGAAGACCAAAGAGGAAGCUACAUCCGCCUCUAACAGCACACUAACAUCCAACCUGCCCUCACGUGCAGAACAGGGAGUUGCUGAUUUACCCCUAUCUGGCAUUGGAGCAGAUAAGAAGGGUGUGAAAGGCUCACAUGUGGGUGUAUGUACAGCCGGUGAGUCAGUACUUGGCCACUCCUCUCCUCCUCCUCCUGUUCCUUCGUUCUCAGAGAUAAAGCUGCCGGAUCAUUUAGAGAAAUACAUCAACAUGAACAAGGGGGAGUCUGAGACCUCUGAGGGAUCCACUGAGACACCCAAACUGAGCCCUAUGGAGAGCCCUGAGACUGAGACGGACCAGACCGCAGCAGAAGAAGGACCCAAAGUUGAGGUGGGCUUGCCGGGGCCUGUUGAACUUCCUCCACCCAACAACUCCAUCCAGCAGACUUCUAGAAGCAGACUCUCCAAGACUAAGAUUCCUGCAGUUAGAGGUUUCCAUAAAAGACCUGGAAAGAUAUUUGUACACGAAGAAGUUCAUUUUGGAGGGGAAGCGUUCGAACUUAAUGGCGAUGUGGAGGAUGCCACCACGAUGAAGCUCUCUCCUGUGAUCUCAGUCAGAGUCAUCAGAGGAUGCUGGCUCCUCUACGAAAAACCUGGUUUCCAGGGUCGUGUCAUCGCCCUGGAGGAGGGUCCCACAGACCACAUCGUGAACAUGUGGGCAGAGGAGGGCGCUCCGACGGCUUUAGAUGAGAUGGGUCAGCCUGUACCGACAACGCCUAUGGUCAUCGGCUCGAUCCGACUCGCCGUCAGGGACUACAGCGUACCUCGGAUUGACUUGUACACAGAGGUCAACGGGAUGGGCAGGAUGUCAUCUUACUGCGACGACACUGUGGAGAUUGGCUCCUACGCGAUGCCGCAGACCACAGGCUCCCUUAAAGUCCACUCUGGAGUCUGGCUGGUGUACACGGAUCCAGGGUUUGGAGGAUUCGUGGGCGUGCUGGAGGUCGGGGAGUAUCCCUGCCCAGAGGCCUGGGGUUUCCCUCAGCCCUUCAUCGGGUCUCUCAGACCUCUCCGAAUGGGGGUAAUAAAGGUGGAGCAUCCUUACGAAGUCAAGGCCUUGCUGUUUGAGAAGCCUAACUUUGAAGGAGAGAGCAUAGAGGUCGACUGCGACGUGUACGACCUUCAGGAGGAGUCCGAAGAAGAGAGCAAGCAGAAGAAGACGUUGCCUUCAGUGGGCUCUGUGAAGAUACUGGGUGGUCUCUGGGUCGGCUAUCAGGACUUGGACUUUGAGGGCCAGCAGUACAUCCUGGAGGAGGGCGAGUAUCCUCACUGCAGCGACUGGGGAGGAGCUGAGGACGGGUUCCUCUCUCUGCGGCCUGUAUGCACAGACUCCUUGUCGCCUCACGCCAAACUCUUCAGCGAUCCGCACUUCAACGAACUCGGGCUCAGCAUGGACCUGCUGGGCCCCGUCUUCAACAUGGAUAUGGGCUACGGACAUAAAACCCAGUCUGUCAACGUCAUGGGUGGAGUGUGGGUGGGCUUCGAGAACCCUGGAUUCAACGGGGAACUCUACAUCCUGGAGAGAGGACUGUACACAUGCCCUGAAGACUGGGGAGCCCAGAACCCAAAGAUCUCAUCCAUACAACCUGUCUUCCAGGACCCUCUGAUGGGAACACCAAAGUUCAAGGUGAAGCUGUAUUCUGAGCCGGACUUCCAAGGACAGCUGGUGACGCUGGAGGAGAGCGCAGAAGCUCUGGAUGAGGACUUUGUUCCCAGGUCCUGUAAGGUGCAGGCUGGCAGCUGGGUGGCGUAUAAAGGAUCCCAGUUCACAGAGAACAUGUAUGUGCUGGAGGAAGGUGACUACCCCAACACAGAGGCCAUGGGCUUCAUAUCAACAGACUGCACCAUCCGCUCCAUACAGACUGCUGGACAUGAGCUCUCUCUGCCCUCCAUCACUCUGUUCAGUAAGGAGGGCUGCAGAGGUCGCAGGAUGGUGUUUGGGAAAGGAGCUGUGAACCUGCUGCAGGUCGGCCUGAAUGCACGCAUACGCUCCCUGGUGGUGGAAGGAGGACUGUGGGUGUUGUAUGAAAGCAGUAACUACUGUGGUCGACAGCUGCUCAUACAGCCAGGCGAAGUGCUCGACUUAUUCAAGAUCAAUGGCUGGCAGCGGACAGGAUCCCUACGUCCGUUAAUGCAGAAGCCGAUGUUCUUCCGGCUGAAGAACAGGGAAACAGGAUGCCCGAUGUCGCUGACGGGAGCUCUGGACGACAUCAAGCUGAUGAGAGUUCAAGCUGUGGAGGAGACCGGAGGAAUGGAGCAGAUCUGGCACUAUCGGGACGGGCAGCUUACCUGCAAGCUGGUGGAGGACUGCUGUCUGGAGACCGCAGGCAGCAUGGUGAUGGCGGGCUGCCGGCUCUGCGUUUCACCAGAGAGAGGGAAGAUCAACCAAGUGUGGAACAUCACUGCAAACGGCCUGGUGCGCUGUCACGUCAAACCUGACCUGGUCCUGGAGGUCAAAGGCGGUCAGCAGUAUGACAGGAACCAGGUGAUCCUCAACACCUUCGACGAGAGGAAACUCAACCAGAGGUGGACUUUAGAGAUCCUGUGACCUAAUCGGAGUCUCAGCUCUCCUCACAGCCCCCUCCUGCUGCUCCGCCAUGGGCCCUGAGCCCUGUGACGCAGCUCCACUGCAGCACUCACACCAUAGAGGUGGACCCAGGAUGGGGUUUUUUUUGCAAACACUGCACUCUUUUGUAGUAUUUUCACUCUUGUUCAGGAGUGUAACUUUUGACUUGAUGCACAUUAGAUCCAGCACUAAGAUCUGAUUUCAGGAGAUUAUUUUUAGACACUUGAUCUUGAACCAAAGACUUGUUCCCUCCUCUAUGUUGUCACCGUACGUGGUGAGAACUCAGCCCUGUCUCAAUGCUGCUUUUUCCUUCAUGGUACUUUUCUUCUGCAGGGGUCCAGUGUCUGCUCUUCAGUCAUGAUGUUGGCAUACAUGAAUGUAUUCUUUGUACCGACAGCUGCAAUAUGAAGUGUGACGUGCCUUCACUCCAAAGAUCUCUGUAGAAUAAUUCUUCUGUAAAGUUUUUGAUAUCUUUUAGAGUUUUAUAGGUUUUUAACUUUUUAUGCAAACUCUUCUUUAUGGCUUUAGUUUGUAUAAAAACAAAGUGUAUAGAUUUAAGUUUCACAGCUUCCUUAAAGAAAUCUGCUCCCUGCUGACUGUAAAUAUGUGAAUGUAAAAGAGAAAACUGUUACACAUGAUAAUAAUAAAAGACAUGAUUUUAUUUCUUGCAUCUUUUUUUUAAUAAAAGUCUUCCUUUAGA
Notolabrus celidotus (New Zealand spotty) is the source of this 11442-nucleotide messenger RNA. RefSeq names its product crystallin beta-gamma domain containing 1a (gene crybg1a). The record is from RefSeq and is a predicted model, not a curated record. NCBI's taxonomy places the organism in Eukaryota, Metazoa, Chordata, Actinopteri, Labriformes, Labridae. The transcript has 23 exons. The coding region runs from base 159 to 10724 and encodes 3521 amino acids.